AUGUCCCUCGGCGAGCCGCAGCAGAAGCCCACGUACGAGUACCGCCACCUCAAGGCCGCGCAGCCCACCAUCGGGCUCGUGUGCGCCCCGUUCUCUGGUGGACAGCCGCGUCCUGGCGUCGAGACCGGUCCGCUCCAGCUCAUCGAGUCGGGCCUCGUCGGCGACAUCGAGGCCCUCGGGUGGAAGGUCGACUUUGCCGGCGCCGACACGCUCGAGUCUGCUUCGCUCGUGUCGGACAAGCCCGACCCCGACAUCGGCGUCCUCAAGAAGCCCCGGCUCGUGAGCAAGGUCAAUCAGGAGGUGUCGGAGCGCGUCUACAAGCACUCGAGCAACGGCCAGCUCACCGUCACCAUCGGCGGCGACCACUCGCUCGCCAUGGGCACCGUCAGCGGCACGUUCAAGCAGCACCCGGACGCGGCGCUCAUCUGGGUCGACGCGCACGCCGACAUCAACACGCCUCUGACGACGCCGUCGGGCAACCUGCACGGGUGCCCCGUGUCGUUCCUCAUGGGCCUCCCCGGCACGUCCAAGGACGAGAUCCCCGAGUACGCCUGGAUCGAGCCCGUCCUCAAGUCGGAGCGCCUAGUCUACAUCGGCCUGCGCGACAUUGACGCCGGCGAGCGCAAGAUCCUGAGGGAGAACAACAUCAAGGCGUUCUCGAUGCACCACGUCGACAAGUACGGCAUCGGCAAGGUCGUCGAGAUGGCGCUCGAGCACGUCGGCAAGGACCGCCCGAUCCACCUCUCGUUCGACGUCGAUGCUCUCGACCCGACUGUCGCGCCGUCGACUGGCACUGCCGUUCGCGGCGGCUUGACCUUCCGCGAGGGCCACUACAUCUGCGAGGCUCUCGCCGAGACGGGCCGCCUCGUCUCGCUCGACAUCAUGGAGAUCAACCCGUCGAUCGCGGCCAUGGAGGGCGACGUGCAGCAGACGGUCGACGUCGGCCGGAGCCUGAUCCGCUGCGCGCUCGGCGAGACGCUCCUCUAGAGCCCCACCUCUGUCCCUAUUCCCUCCCCCAGCAACCCGCAUCUCUCUCUCUCUCUCUCUCUCUUGUCGUUGAUCCAGAAAAGUGCGGCAGCUCCCCGUCUCGGAGUUAAAUGAGCGGCCGCCGCACCUGCAACUUGACUCUCUAUCACUGC
Messenger RNA from Rhodotorula graminis WP1, 1139 nucleotides. RefSeq lists its product as uncharacterized. Bases 1 to 987 code for a protein of 328 amino acids. Lineage: Eukaryota; Fungi; Basidiomycota; Microbotryomycetes; Sporidiobolales; Sporidiobolaceae. Gene Ontology annotation, molecular function: manganese ion binding; arginase activity. The transcript is spliced from 12 exons. The record is from RefSeq and is a predicted model, not a curated record. Gene Ontology annotation, cellular component: cytosol; cytoplasm; nucleus.